Messenger RNA from Caenorhabditis remanei, 915 nucleotides. RefSeq lists its product as uncharacterized. Gene Ontology annotation, biological process: fatty acid catabolic process; acyl-CoA metabolic process. The transcript is spliced from 7 exons. The coding region runs from base 1 to 915 and encodes 304 amino acids. The record is from RefSeq and is a predicted model, not a curated record. Gene Ontology annotation, molecular function: fatty acyl-CoA hydrolase activity. Lineage: Eukaryota; Metazoa; Nematoda; Chromadorea; Rhabditida; Rhabditidae. Gene Ontology annotation, cellular component: peroxisomal matrix.
AUGUACACUUUCGUUCAAAUCGAUGAAGACACUUUCAGAGCUGAAUACUUAUUCCAUGCACGUCAAAAUCCAAAUGGAGCUGCUUACGGUGGAUUGAUAUUCUCUCAAGCAUUUGCUGCAGCUGAGAGAACUGUUCCGGAGGAAUUCAAACCGAAUUCUGUUCAUUCCUAUUUUGUUUCGGCAGUGAUCUAUACAAUCCCUGUAAUAUACAAAGUGAGAAGAAUCAGGGAUGGAAAAGGAUUCAUAACGAGAACAGUUGAAGCGAUACAGAAAGACAAAACUUGUUUUUUACUUCAAGUUUCAUUUCACAAGCCUGAAAAAGACGGCAUGAUUCAUCAAGAUGUGAUGCCUAAAGUUCCGAAACCAGAGACAUUGAUGAGCAUGAAAGAAGCUGUGAUAUCAACGAAGAAGCUCGUGACGGAAGGUGGUCUUGUACUGAAGCCUGCCAUGUUGAAUAGAUUGAUGAAGUUGGAUAAUAAAGCAUAUGUAACCAACAAUGACAUGUUUGAGGCGAGAUGCACAAAUCUAGGAAACUGGUAUGGAUACUCGAGUGAUUUGAAACCAGAACUUUGUGUCUGGAUGAAAACAAGAGAAUCAAUAAACGACGAUGAGAAACUUCACAGAUGGUUGCUAGCUUGUAUGAGUGAUGCGAUCCUCAUUCCUGCUGCAAUGUCAGCUCAUUUUUCACAAGGAUUUGAAGACAAUCUACAUGUUUCACUGGAUCAUUGUCUUUAUUUUCAUUCUCACGAGUUUCGAGUAGAUGACUGGUUUCUUUUUGAAUGUAAAUCUACCGUAUCAUCUGGAGGAAGAGCUUUCAUAAAUGGAAGAAUAUGGAGAAAAGAUGGAAAAUUGAUUGCCAGCUGUCAGCAGGAAGCAAUUAUUCGAGGAAAAGAUGGUCAAAUCUCGAAACUCUGA